AUGAAGUUUAGAGGCACACAAGUAAGUUUUUACUUUGUUUUUGCACUGAUAUUACAGCUUGCGAAUGCAAGAAGAAAUCUAAGAGCCACAUCGUUGGUCACUUGUAUGGAAAAUUCACAAGCUUCUGCUAACAGUUUCGAUGUUGUGUUUGACCCGGAUGACAGAUCUUUACAUUACACACUGGACAUGGUUACCACUUUGAACACAUACAUUUACGCAGACGUUGACGUCUACGCUUACGGUUUCAAGAUUAUUACAAAAUCACUGGAUAUGUGUGAUAUAGGCUGGAAACAAUUUUGCCCAGUACACCCUGGUAACAUUGAGAUCGACUCCAUCCAGUACAUCUCCAAAGAGUACGUUGACAUGAUCCCCGGGAUUGCGUACCAAGUUCCAGAUAUUGAUGCCUACGUAAGGUUAAACGUGCGCGACAACAUGUCCACACCACUAGCGUGUCUUGAGAUUUUCUUUUCCAACGGGAAAUCGGUCUCUCAGACUGGUGUAAAAUGGGCCACUGCUGUUGUAGCAGGUAUUGGUCUGUUGUUGUCUGCUGUUUUGUCCACUUUUGGUAACUCUACGGCAGCUUCUCACAUCUCCGCUAACACCAUGUCGUUGUUCCUGUAUUUCCAGUCCGUUGCUGUCAUUUCCAUGCAGCACGUUCAUUACGUUCCACCUAUUGCUGCUGCAUGGUCCGAAAACAUGGCUUGGUCGAUGGGGUUGAUCAAGAUCCAUUUCAUGCAGAGGAUUUUCAGAUGGUACGUUGAGGCAACUGGAGGUACUCCAACACUGUAUUUGACGGCUACUACUAUGUCGGUCCUUACACAAAGAAGUUUGGACUACCUCGACUCCUUCGAACUGACGAAAAGAGCCAAAAACGUUUUAUACGGAAAUCAAAACACUUUGAUCUUUAGAGGUAUCAAAAGACUGGCUUAUAACAUGGGUGUAGAAAAUUCAUCCGUUGUCUGCACAGGUUUUACAUUUUUUGUGUUAUGUGGUUACGUGCUUGCUGGGUUCAUUAUAAUAUGCAAAUACGCGUUUGAGCUUUCUGCCAAGAAUGGCUGGGUCAAACCAAAUAGGUUCAGAGAAUUCAGAGAAAAUUGGAAAAUUAUUUUAAAGGGUUCACUUCUAAGGUACGUCUACAUCGGAUUCACGCAAUUAACCAUUUUGAGUUUUUGGGAAUUUACAGAAGUUGAUUCUGGUGCUGUUGUUGUCAUUGCCUGUUUGUUUUUGAUUUUGUCAGUUGGUUUGAUGAUUUGGGCAGCAUACAGAACAUGCUUCUUUGCGAAAAAAUCCAUUGAAAGUUAUAACAAUGCAGCUGCUUUACUCUAUGGUGAUGAACGUAUCUUACACAAGUACGGGUUCUUCUAUACCAUGUUCAACGCGAAGCAUUAUUGGUGGAAUCUAGUCUUGCUGUCAUACAUGUUCUUCAAAGCCCUAUUCAUUGGGUUUGCGCAAGGUUCUGGUAAAACGCAAGCUUUCGUUACCUGGAUUGUAGAUAUGUUAUACAUGGGUGCCGUAAUUCAUUAUCAACCAUACUUGGACCGCCCAACCAACCUCGUGAACAUUUGUAUGUGUACAGUGACCACGAUAAACUCCUUUCUAUUCCUAUUUUUCUCCGAUUUAUUUGGACAACCGUACCAAGUAUCUGCUAUUAUGGCAUGGGUCUACUUCAUCAUGAAUGCCGCGUUUUCCUUCCUGUUGUUGUUGAUGAUUCUUACAUUUACCGGUCUUGCCUUGUUUUCCAAGAACCCAGAUUUGCGGUUUAGACCAGCUAAGGACGACAGAACUUCCUUCCAGAAACAUCAUGCUACUACGGACAGCGACAUUCCAUCCUCAGUAGCUCAAGAGUUAUUAGCGUUAGGUAAUGUUGCGAAGGACCACGAAGAAAACUGGGAGAAGCACGUUAACAGCUCAAGCCCGUCUGAAAACAUUUUCUUGGGCUCUGAUGAGGAGGACGAGAAGAUCGAGUACAAUGCGUCCAACAACGGUUCGUCGGCACAACUGGGUAGGAAACCCACAUUGUCCGAGAGAAUACUGGGUAAGCUAAGUGGGAGACAUCCAACUUUAAAGGACAGUACAGAUAAAGUGGGCGACAUUACGAACAUGACUUAUGAAUCGAGUGAGUCGUCACACAGAAGCAACAGCGCCCGUAAACCGUACCCAAAUGUGGAAGGUGGAAGACCGGACUCUGCUAUAAAUAACGGCUUGAUAGACUCAUACGAGGCCGAGGAUAGCUUUGGUCUGGAUAAGCCGGCCACUAACCCAUUCGAAUCGAACAGGAAUAGCGCACUUACAGACUCUUCUGCUAUCCAGCGCGACUUGAGCAUGGGAAGUUUGGGCCAAAAUCAAGAUCCCACCCGCUCCACUGACAUUCUGAAAACAAAUUACUUCUAA
Huiozyma naganishii CBS 8797 is the source of this 2391-nucleotide messenger RNA. RefSeq names its product flavin adenine dinucleotide transporter (gene FLC1). Gene Ontology annotation, biological process: transmembrane transport; fungal-type cell wall biogenesis. The transcript has a single exon. Bases 1 to 2391 code for a protein of 796 amino acids. The record is from RefSeq and is a predicted model, not a curated record. Lineage: Eukaryota; Fungi; Ascomycota; Saccharomycetes; Saccharomycetales; Saccharomycetaceae.